CGCUUCCCCUCCGUCCUCUCAUAGUCUUUUCUCCAAAGCAUGUUUUAAGUCUCCGUCGGACUUCGGUUCACACGCUACUUCCUGGAUGGAGGAAUGAAACGCUUCCAGUGCCGCUCCAACUAUUCCCUCGCUGUUUUCAUCAGCAGUAUUGCCGCUGCAGCUCUCUGCUGCAUGGACUACUGGCACUAGCGUCUUUUGCAUCUCUACCCCGUAUCCUUGAUUAAUAAAAUCAAUCUCGAAAGCUAUAUAUCUCCUAUCUGAUGUUUUUCUUUGGAAGUAUCAAGAAGCUGUUUGGAAGGAGGUUUUGAGAAAUAAAGACUAUUUUCAUAACGUUCCAGAGCCACACUGAAUUCCAUUAAACAGUCUCUAGCGGCAUUUGCGCUGCUUUUACGCAGCGGACAUUUAUUAUUUGAUCAUACGGAUAGCUCAACAGUUGCCUCUUUUGCUCUCGAUGUUCAUUUUGUCAUGCGGAGGCUACUGCAAUCGUGUUGCUGGUGGAUCUUGUCUUUGAUUGUGUCUGCCUUCGUGGUCUUUUGGGCCGACUGUCAUCCUGCAUUGACAGGAGGGCAACCUGUGUCCACGCAAGGGAGCCAAGAUGGCGGAGCGCCCAGGACCAGACUCAGGAGAGCAGCAGAGGAGUCCUACUGGGCCUACUCAGGUACGUACGGGCCAGAGGAAGGUUGGUCAUCAGCAUACCCAGAAUGCAGAGAGAGAAACCAGUCACCAAUCAACAUAGCAGACCAGGACACCAAGGUGUCCAUGGAAUAUCAGGAGCUCACUCUGGAUGGAUUUGGGACAGAGUCUUCCAACAAGACCUCCAUGAAAAACACUGGCAAAACUGUGGCCAUCAUGCUGAAGGAUGACUACUUUGUGCGUGGUGCAGGCCUGCCAGGGCGUUUUAAGGCUGAGAAGCUGGAGUUUCACUGGGGCCAAAGCAAUGGGUCUGAAGGUUCUGAGCACAGCAUCAACGGCAGGAGGUUCCCAGUUGAGAUGCAGAUCUACAUGUACAACUCGGAUGACUUUGACAGCCUCAGUGCCGCCAUACGGCAAAAGAGGAUCAUUGCAGCAAUGUCUGUCUUCUUUCAGGUCGGGCUAAAGGACAAUCCAGCAGUGGACCCCAUUAUUCACGGCCUCAGGGGCGUGGUCCAUCAUGAAAAAGAAACCUUCCUGGAGCCCUUUGUUCUGAGGGACCUGUUGCCGUCGUCGUUGGGAAGUUAUUAUCGCUACACAGGCUCUCUCACCACGCCGCCAUGCAGCAAGGUGGUGGAGUGGAUUGUCUUCAACAGACCCGUGUUUGUCUCCUACAAGCAGCUGGAGGCAUUCUACUCUAUCUUCACCACAGAGCAGCAGGACCAUGUGAAGUCUGUCGAGUACCUGAGGAGCAACUUCCGGCCAAUCCAGAGCCUCGACAACCGUGACGUUUUCAAGUCUGCAGUCAGAGACGCCUGGUUACCUGACCUGACAGACAGCCUGGGAAACCCUUAUGGAACCGAGGCAUCCAAAGUGUGCAGCAGUGCUCCUAUCAACAUGAAGGUGCAGCAUCUGAACCAAACUGCCCUGGUGGUACGAUGGUCCCGGCCAGAAUUCACCUACCACCCACCCAUCAUCUCCUUCCUCAUCUCCUACAGCUGGACCAAACACGACGAGUCCUACGAGGAGACGCACAUAACUGACGGUCAACACAAACUGGAAGCAGUCAUCACUCCAGUGUCUCCUGAUGUGCUGUAUCUUUUCCGGGUGCAGGCUGUGUGUAUGAACGAUAUGCGCAGUGACUUCAGCCAGAGCAUGCUCUUCAGAGCAAACACCACCAGGAUAUUUGAAGGAACAAGGAUAGUAAAAACCGGGAUGCCCACUGUAUCUCCUGCCUCCUCAGCAGACAUGGCUCCCAUCAGUUCUGGUUCCUCCACCUGGACCUCCUCCGGCCUUCCCUUCUCCUUCGUCUCCAUGGCGACAGGCAUCGGACCCUCCUCGAGUGGUAGCCAGGCGACAGUAGCGUCCGUGGUGACCAGUACCCUCCUGGCUGGGCUGGGGUUCAGCGGUGGGGUCAUCUCCUCCUUCCCCAGUUCUGUCUGGCCGACUGGAAGCCCCGCCUCCACCCGGAACCCCACUGCUGCCACGCCUCGUCAGCCCAUCGGCGAACCUACGGCCUCCCAGAGCGCCGAUGUGGCCAAAGACAGUGGAGAGGGAUCCGAGGACGGGGAGAAAGGAGCCAAGAGUGAGGGUGAGGAUGGAGAGAAGGAGGGAGAUGAAGAUAAGGAGGAAGACGAAGAGGAGAAAGAAAAGGAGACAAAGGAGAAGAAAGACACGAAGGCGGACGAGGUGGAGAAGCAGGCCAACAGCACAGUGGUGAAGGAGUCGCCCACCUCCCCCCCGGCCUCAACUGCCAAAGAGAAAGGACGAGAAAAAGGGGAGGCUGAGGCCAACACCAGCAACACUACGCCCUCUGGUGCCGAGGAGGACCAGCUGGUGACACACACAGAGAUCACGUUAGGGUCAAACACGAUGUCCUUCACCGCAGAGCCAGGGAAUGACACAGCAGAGUUUCCAGCCCCAGACAGCUCCACCCCUACCCUCAGGCCCAGCUCAGGAGGAGACAAGAGCCUCUGGCCCUUCUCCAUACACACAGAGAGGACAAGCGUGUCCAACCUCACCCGACAGGGUUCCCCCGGGGUGGGCAAGGUGGAGUGGAUCAUCCCCCUCGUAGUUGUUUCAGCCCUCACCUUCGUCUGCCUCAUCUUGCUGCUGGCCGUGCUCGUCUACUGGAGGAUGACCAGUCUCUGCAAUCUACUCUGCAUAAAAUACAGGAGGUGUUUCCAGACAGCUCAUUUCUACGUGGAGGAGAGCAGUUCCCCCAGAGUGGUGCCCAAUGAGAGUAUACCUGUCAUCCCGAUCCCAGAUGACAUGGAGGCCAUUCCUGUCAAGCAGUUUAUCAAACACAUCUCAGAACUCUACUCCAACAACCAGCAUGGUUUCUCAGAAGAUUUUGAGGAGGUGCAGAGAUGCACGGCGGACUUGAAGAUCAUGUCAGAGCACUCCAACCAUCCAGACAACAAGCACAAGAACAGAUACAUCAACAUUGUGGCCUACGAUCACAGUCGGGUGAAGCUGCGGCCUUUAGCUGGGAAGGACUCCAAACACAGCGACUACAUCAAUGCCAAUUAUGUUGAUGGCUACAACAAGCCCAAGGCCUACAUCGCCACCCAGGGCCCUCUCAAGUCCACCUUUGAGGACUUCUGGAGGAUGGUGUGGGAGCAGAACACUGGCAUCAUCGUCAUGAUCACUAACCUGGUGGAGAAAGGAAGGAGGAAAUGUGACCAGUACUGGCCAACCGAGAACAGUGAAGAGUAUGGGAACAUUGUGGUUACGCUGAAGAGCACCAAAGUCCAUGCCUGCUACACGCUAAGACGCUUCACGGUGCGCAACACCAAAUUAAAAAAGAGUCAAAAGGGGAACCCCAAGGGUCGUCAGGGUGAACGGACCGUGGUUCAGUACCACUACACCCAGUGGCCCGACAUGGGCGUCCCAGAGUACACCCUGCCCGUGCUCACCUUCAUUCGGAGGUCCUCAGCCUGGCAGACCCCAGAGAUGGGCCCCGUGCUGGUCCACUGCAGUGCGGGUGUGGGGCGAACAGGGACCUACAUUGUCAUAGACAGCAUGCUGCAGCAGAUCAAGGACAAAAGCACAGUGAACAUCCUGGGCUUCCUCAAACACAUCCGGACCCAGCGCAACUAUCUGGUCCAAACCGAGGAACAGUAUAUCUUCAUCCAUGAUGUGUUGGUGGAGGCCAUCAUGGGCAAAGAGACGGAGGUGCUGUCCAGCCAGCUGCACAGCUAUGUCAGCAGCAUCCUUACGCCUGGGGUGGGUGGCAAGACACGGCUGGAGAAACAGUUCAAGUUGGUGACUCAGUGUAACGCCAGGUUUGUGGAAUGCUUCAGUGCUCAGAAAGAGUGCAACAAAGAGAAGAAUCGCAACUCCUCAGUGGUCCCCUCGGAGCGAGCAAGAGUUGGAUUGGCACCUUUGCCAGGCAUGACAGGCACAGAUUACAUUAAUGCGUCUUACAUAAUGGGCUACUACAGGAGCAAUGAAUUCAUCAUUACCCAGCAUCCUCUGCCACACACCACUAAAGACUUCUGGAGGAUGAUCUGGGACCACAACGCACAGAUUAUCAUCAUGCUGCCAGACAACCAGGGCCUGGCGGAGGACGAGUUUGUGUAUUGGCCGAGCCGCGAGGAGGCCAUGAACUGUGAGGCCUUCACUGUUACACUCAUAAGUAAAGACAGAAUUUGCCUUUCUAAUGAGGAGCAGAUCAUCAUCCAUGACUUCAUUCUGGAGGCCACACAGGAUGACUAUGUCCUGGAGGUGCGUCACUUCCAGUGCCCUAAAUGGCCCAACCCUGACGCUCCCAUCAGCAGCACCUUUGAACUCAUCAAUGUCAUCAAGGAGGAGGCCAUGACCAGAGACGGACCCACCAUAGUACAUGAUGAGUUCGGGGCAGUGUCAGCGGGCAUGCUGUGUGCCCUCACCACCCUGUCCCAGCAGCUGGAGAGCGAGAGCGCUGUGGGCGUCUAUCAGGUGGCCAAAAUGAUCAACCUCAUGAGGCCUGGAGUAUUUACAGACAUAGAUCAGUACCAGUACCUUUAUAAAGCUAUGCUCAGUCUGAUCGGCACCAAGGAGAACCGCUCGGGUCUCAUGUCCAUGGACAGAAACGGCACCAUGGCCAUGUCGGAUGAGUCGGACCAUGAGGAAAGCAUGGAGUCCCUGGUCUAAAGAGUCCCGACCUCCCGGCCCUUACAAAGAGAGAGGCACUUAUUUGUAAAACGUUAAGGACUAUGAGACAAUACUUUUUGAGGCCUUUUUUGCCAGACUCUUGGUUAAAUGAACAACCUGAUUACUUUUUUACACUGAUAAAAAGUUUUUGAUAUUUAUUUUUUGCCAUGUUAUGUCUUAAUGUUAUCCUACUGAACGUUUGCACCUGCGUUUUUGAGUUCACAACAACGAAACACACUUCUGUCUUUCUUGUUUGCACUAUAAUGUCAGUGUUACUGCCUAUACUAAGCUGAUCAAGUCUGUUCUACUUCACAUAAGCUCUGAUUUCAACAUUCCAUUUCAAAGGCUUCACUCAAUUCCGUUUGAGAAGUAAGACAAAUACGUUUCCUGUUUGCUUCCAACUGGCUGAUACAAGGAAGAGGAGCGUCGGGGAACUAUCUCCCAGUUCAUUUUAAUAACCUUUUCAACCUGAGGCUGACUGCAGUAGACUGCAGUAGACCUUUCCUUCUCUCUCUCCCUCCCUCCCCCAUGUGGCUCAUAUAUCACUAAUUUGCUGCAAGACUCAACCGUCUGUCACACCUACAGGCAGUACGGUCAUUUGUUGUUUGUUUUUCUCUUUUGUUCGUAUCACCUUAUCGUCAUUAUGCAUCCUAUUAGCAUCUCAAACCCGUAUUUGAACUUUGAAGGUGGUAUUAUAACAGCUACUGUGAACUUGGAUUUUUGUAUGAUUCAUAUUAUGCUUUUUAAUAUAAAUAUAUAUAUAUAUAUAGAUAUGUACACACAUAUGAAUAUCCUUAUCAUUAUAACUUGUGAUUUUGUAGAUGUCCAAUGUCAUGACCUGCCUCAACCCAGCUGACUCCCUCAUGAUACACUAGUUUACCACUCUUAUCCCAUGCCAAUGUUGGUUUCCUUCACACUCAACCCCCUUACCUUCUGGCUGAGUUUGUUUUGCUUAUUGCUGCUAAUUGUCAACACAACAUAAUAUAGUCAGAGGAAGAAAUAAUGAUUCUCGUGUGAGUGGUAAAAUGGAUACCUGUUGAAGUUAGAAUUUGGUUGAAGGUAUUUUUCUAAUCCCCUUGUUUGUCCUGAUGGAGGUAUGCUCCCAAGUCAUACAGCCUUGUGUACAUAGUUUUUAAUCCUCACCGUUGCUUGACUGUGUUUGUGUGUGAUAUGACUGAUUGUAUGCUAUGACUGUUGUGUGUUUUCGCUCCGGUAUAAGUGAGUUGGGAACUUUGUGGCCUAAGCAAGGACAGAUUUACUGUGGUUCUCGAGUCCCAGAGGGAUUCAUUACCUCGUUGACCCUGUUUUAGUUAUUGUCCUCCCACCAGCCCUUUAUAUCCUGGUAGAAUCACUUUAAUAAACACCUCCGUUAGUCAUCUGAAAGAGAGACAGACCACCUGGUAUUUGCAUUUGAAAGGAAAUGUGAAUUCAGUAUACAGCACAAUGACCAUUGUCUAAUAUUUUGUGUUUAUCACAACAAACAUCAAGGAUACCUAUUAUUUGUAACUUUUACCAAAGACUUAUACGAAUUUCCAUUAAGACAAAUAUUAGAGAUGGAGAGCAGGUUUAUUACAUUUGGGUCUGAAUCAUUUUAAUAUAUAUGUAGGCUGUUGACUGUGUGAGUGAUAAUGAUCCUAUUUACUUUUUUUUCAGCUUUUUUCACCAUCUUUUUGUUUCCAGGCUGAUGUUUUGGCAUCAACUCCUCAUCACUUGUGUUAAUUUAGGAAUUCCCUUUGCUAUAGAAGGAGGUCGUUGUAAUUGUAUUAUAUCAGAUUACUCAACUCUUAGAAUAACAAAAUGAAGGAGAGAUGCAUAACUUCUUUCUUUUCUUAUCUGUCAUCCUUCAUCUUUCAAAGGAGGGCUCUUGAAUUAGGUCAUAACUCUCCAACAUUUGGGGUAAAAAUCUGACACUUGUCCCUUUGUCGCAGAAAACAUUUUGCCUUGUUAUGGACUAGCUUUUUUCAGUCUUUCAGUUUUGUCUUGGUCCAUCAGGUUAACUCUUUAUUUUUCUGACCGAGCCUAGUGUCCACUUUGUAAAACACAAAAUGUACUAGUGUGUCAAGAAAACAUUGUAUAUAUUUUGUUGCUUAUACGUAUAAACAACCAUUCUUCUGAAACUUUGUAUCUAUGGCAUAUAAUCAUAGAAUUUUAUAUUUUCAUAUAAAGCUAUUUUUCUUUCUCGCAUUUCAAGUUCUUUAUUGCAUUGCUUUUGUGGUGAAACGUGGAAACCAAGUCUCCGUGCAUUGAACUAGUGGUUGUCAUCACAUUCCAAUACAAUUCCACGCCUCCCAUUAUCUUUAAGGCAGUGACUGUGAUAUUAUCAUUGUUAUUAAUUCGUUUUUGUUUUGAUUUUCUGAUAUACAAUUUGGUUGUCAGAGUGUGCAAUAGAAUAGCUAUAGUAAGUCACUGAAUCAUUUUGUCCCAUUGGCCAUUUUGAAUAGGUGGGCGUUGCUUCCUCUUUUCUAAACUGAAAUUUAAAAAAAAAGGAAAAAAAUGUUUUGUUUCGUUGAAAGCUAUAUCAAAGCAUUCUAUAACAGUGUUAUUUAAUAUGUAAAUUGUAUUGCUAUACUUAAAAUAAAAUAUGGGUUUUGAUGUA
Messenger RNA from Esox lucius (northern pike), 7363 nucleotides. It is a transcript of the gene ptprga, whose product is annotated as protein tyrosine phosphatase receptor type Ga. The record is from RefSeq and is a predicted model, not a curated record. Gene Ontology annotation, biological process: protein dephosphorylation. Lineage: Eukaryota; Metazoa; Chordata; Actinopteri; Esociformes; Esocidae. The transcript is spliced from 30 exons. Gene Ontology annotation, molecular function: protein tyrosine phosphatase activity; protein binding. The coding region runs from base 466 to 4767 and encodes 1433 amino acids.